AAAAUCAGCUGUUGUGACACGUAGUGAGCACGCAUUUCAAUCGCUCCAAUUUUUAAUCAAAUUUCCUUUUAAUUCUUCGUUAAUUUCUCGCAAAAACAUCAAAAAUUACAAGAAUUUCUUACCUUGUAUCAUUUUAAAAGUGCCAAAUAUCGAAAUUUCAUUCCUUUUUAACGAAAAUUCCUCAAAAAAUUUUUGUUUUUGUUGCCGACCUUGAAUAAAAAAAUGUUGCUAAACCUCAGAUACGUCACAAAUCAAUAUCUGCUGAACCAAAGACGGUUGCUAAGCUCACAUGCCAAACCCGCAUUUCGCCAUAUCAACAAAAUCCUCAUCGCAAAUCGCGGAGAAAUCGCUUGUCGUGUGGUUAGAACGGCAAAAAGGCUCGGAGUUCGUACUGUCGCUGUCUAUUCGGAAGCUGAUGCCAACAGUUUACACACAAAAGUCGCCGAUGAAGCAUAUUGCAUUGGACCUGCGGCAUCUCAAAAGAGCUAUUUAUGCGGCGAUAAGAUUUUAGAAGUUGCCAAAAGGACCGGAUGUCAAGCGGUGCAUCCGGGAUACGGAUUUCUGAGUGAAAGUGUAGAGUUUUCCGAGUUGUGUCAGAAGGAAGGAGUCGUUUUUAUGGGUCCGCCAGCAUCUGCGAUUCGAGAUAUGGGCAUCAAAAGUACAUCCAAAGCUAUUAUGGCAGCGGCGGGAGUUCCAAUUGUCCCUGGGUAUCACGGCGAUGACCAAAGUGACGAAAGAUUGAUGGCUGAAGCGGAUAAAAUUGGCUUUCCUUUGAUGAUUAAAGCUGUUCGUGGAGGCGGCGGCAAAGGAAUGCGUAUCGCUGAAACACGAGAAGACUUCAUGUCGGCCCUAAAUAGCGCUCGAACCGAAUCCGAAAAGGCUUUUAAUGACAAAAAUAUGCUUUUAGAGAAAUAUGUGAGGUCUCCGCGUCACGUUGAAGUUCAAGUUUUCGCUGAUAUGCAUGGAAAUGCUGUUUAUCUCUUCGAACGCGAUUGUUCGGUGCAACGUCGUCAUCAGAAAAUCAUCGAAGAAGCUCCAGCACCCGGUUUAAGUGAGCAACUGCGACGAGAAUUGGGCGAAGCUGCUGUUCGUGCUGCAAAAGCCGUUGGGUAUGUCGGCGCAGGUACCGUCGAAUUCAUUUUGGACAAAGAAGAUUUAUCUUUUCACUUUAUGGAGAUGAAUACGAGACUUCAAGUUGAACAUCCCAUCACGGAAAUGAUCACCGGCACGGAUUUAGUUGAAUGGCAGAUAAAAGUUGCUUCGGGAGAACCACUUCCAUUGACGCAGGAACAAAUUUUGCGACGAGGACAUGCCUUUGAAGCGAGAAUUUACGCGGAAAAUCCUCGAGGAGGUUUCUUGCCGGGCGCAGGACCUUUAGAACAUCUUUCGACGCCAACGCCAAAUGCUCAGGUACGUGUCGAAACGGGCGUUCGUCAAGGCGAUGAAGUCUCAAUUCAUUACGAUCCCAUGAUUGCCAAGUUGGUUGUAUGGGGAGAGACUCGUACUCAAGCGCUGGACUCGUUAAUUGACAAACUUGGCGAUUAUCACAUCACGGGACUCGAUACAAACAUCAAUUUCCUCAUAGAUCUCGCCAAACAUCCCUCAUUCCAAGCUGCUGAUGUUCACACAGGCUUCAUUGACGAACAUUUCGACACACUUUUCCCGCCGGAGAAUAUCACGGAAACAACGGUAACUCAAGCAGCAGCUGCCCUGUUCAUCAAUGAAAUGUACGCCACAGCAAAACAUUCCGAAAGCACGAAAAAUCCCUUCUACAUUGAACGAAAUUUACGUUUGAAUCACGAUGCCAUCCGCAAAUUCAACCUAAAAUUCAACGAAAAAACCUACAAUUGCAAGAUAAAAAUCGCCAACGACUCGUACGAAGUUAGCAUCAACGACUCACCUUACAAAAAAUUCUCCUUUGAUCGCGAAAUUCACAACGAAAGAUUCUCCGUUCGUCUCGCCAUCGAUGGAAACAUGUCGAAAUUCAGUGCCGUCAUUACCCCAGAUAACGUAACCAUCUUUGAUCAUGCCGGACAAUCCAAAUUUGAACUUGUCAAACCGAAAUUCCUCGAAGCGAAUGGCGAUUUGGGUUCGGGAAGCGGCGCAUCGAAAGUUGUUGCUCCAAUGCCGGGAUUGUUGGAUAAAUUACUCGUUAAAGUUGGAGAUCAAGUGAAGAAGGGAGAGCCUGUUGCCGUUAUUAUCGCCAUGAAGAUGGAACAUGUACUAAAAGCACCUCGUGAUGGUGUCGUGAAAUCCGUGGCAGGCGAAGCUGGAAUGAAUAUGACCAAAAAUCAGGCUGUUGUGACGUUUGAGGAAGAGGAAAGUAAGGAAUAAAUGGAAAAAUUGGAGGAAAAUGAUACGUACUAAACCAGCUGUGCAUUUAUUAGAAUUUUUUUAUGUUUUUUUUAGGGGUUAAUUAAUUAAUAAGGGGUGAAGAAAAAAAAUUUUAUAUCAAUUUUUAGAUAAAUAAAAAAUAUGGCAAUAAAAUAAAAAUGAAAAAUUUAAGAA
This is a messenger RNA of Culicoides brevitarsis, 2508 nucleotides long. It is a transcript of the gene Mccc1, whose product is annotated as methylcrotonoyl-CoA carboxylase subunit alpha, mitochondrial. Lineage: Eukaryota; Metazoa; Arthropoda; Insecta; Diptera; Ceratopogonidae. Bases 223 to 2334 code for a protein of 703 amino acids. The transcript is spliced from 2 exons. Gene Ontology annotation, cellular component: mitochondrion. The record is from RefSeq and is a predicted model, not a curated record. Gene Ontology annotation, molecular function: metal ion binding; ATP binding; methylcrotonoyl-CoA carboxylase activity.